Microthlaspi erraticum is the source of this 303-nucleotide messenger RNA. Lineage: Eukaryota; Viridiplantae; Streptophyta; Magnoliopsida; Brassicales; Brassicaceae. The record is from the annotation of a GenBank genome assembly.
AUGGUGUGCGAACCCGAAUUCGGUAGAAUCGGGCUCGGGGUUGCUACCGGCGUGGUGAGAUUGAUCACCACUGGUUCCACGCGAGUGCCGACCUGGUCCUUGAUCGAGCUGGAGCUCGUCUUUACGUCGACCGGAAUAGCUCGGAUGGCAGUUAACUGGCUUACGAGGGAGUCGCUUGGUGGGCUCGAGGUCUUCUUGCUGGGCUUGAGUGGGCCUGGACUUCAAUCUUGGAUCAAGGUAAUGGGCCCUUACGGGCUAGAUUCCAGUGGUACUCGCAACAUGUAUCCAGCUCCACCGUUUUGA